Molecule: messenger RNA, 2001 nt
Organism: Phacochoerus africanus (Common warthog)
Lineage: Eukaryota; Metazoa; Chordata; Mammalia; Artiodactyla; Suidae
Gene: GPR146
Product: G protein-coupled receptor 146
Exons: 2
Coding region: 104-1102 (332 amino acids)
Biological process (GO): G protein-coupled receptor signaling pathway
Cellular component (GO): membrane
Molecular function (GO): G protein-coupled receptor activity
Source: RefSeq, a predicted model, not a curated record
UCACGUGUGGACACAGGCCCGCGCGGCUUGCGCGCCCAGAGCCUCCCCAGCCCCGCCGCCGUGCGCCCCGCGGCGACCCGCGCGGCCCUGCGAGCCGCCCGCCAUGUGGAGCUGCGGCCCGCUCAACGGCAGCGGCGGCGAGGACCAGCUCCUGUGCCAGCACGCCCAGCGAGCCCUGCCGGCCCUGUCCCUGCUCUACCUGCUGGUCGGCGUCCCGCUGGGCCUCGGCUACAACGCCCUGCUGCUGCUGGUCAACCUGCACGACCCGGCUGGCAUGACCAUGCCCGACGUCUACUUCGCCAACAUGGCCGUGGCCGGCCUGGUCCUCGGCGCCCUGGCGCCCGCGCACCUGCUGGGCCCUGGCGCCUCCGGCUGGGCCGUGUGGGACCUGGGCAGCGAGGUCCGCGUCACGCUGCUCGUGCUGUUCAACGUGUCGGCGCUGGUGGCCCUGUACUCCACGGCGCUGCUGGGCCUGGACUGCUACAUCGAGCGGGCCCUGCCCCGCUCCUACAUGUCCAGCGUCUACAACACGCGGCACGUGUGCGGCUUCGUCUGGGGCGGCGCCCUGCUCGCCAGCUUCUCCUCGCUGCUCUCCUACAUCUGCAGCCACGUGGCGGCCAGGGUGGCCGAGUGCUCCCGGAUGCAGGACGCCCAGGCUGCCGACGCCAUCCUGGUGCUCGUCGGCUACCUAGUGCCCGCCCUGGCCGCGCUCUACGCGCUCGUGCUCAUUGCGCGGGUCCGGAAGCAGGCCACGCCGCUCGACCAGGACGCGGGCGGGCUGGACCCCGCGGCGCACAGGCUCCUGGUGGCCACCGUGUGCACGCAGUUUGGGCUCUGGACGCCUCACUACCUGACACUCCUGGGGCGCACGGUCCUGGCCGCCAGAGGGAAGCCUGCGGACGGGCAGCAUCUGGGGGUGCUGCUCUUGGCCAGAGACCUGUCCAGGCUCCUGGCCUUCUGCAGCAGCUCCGCCCUGCCCCUUCUCUACCGCUACAUCAACAGAAGCUUCCCCGGCAAACUCCAGCGGCUCCUGAAGAAGAUGCACCGUGGCCACCGGAGCUGCUCUUUGGACCAGGCGGGGGCACCGCCCGUGACGGCCUAGAUGGCUGCCCCUGGGCUGCGGCCAGCAGAUGGCACAGGGCUGGCGGCAAGGCCCACGGUGACCAGGCCGCCCAGGCCCCCACCCCCGCCCCCCGGGCGGGUGGUGAGGGGAGAACAGAGCUGUACGAGGCGUCCUCCCUGAAGGCCACGCUCAGGCCAAGGCCACUGUGUCCGAGCGGCAGGUGCGAGCGGUUGGGAUGCCCCUCGGCCGCGGGGUGUGAGCUCACCUCCCGUGACACGCGCACCUUUCAGUCCACGCCCUCGACAGCCCGCCUCCCGCAGCCUCAAAUGAAGUCGUGAGAGCUCACACCGCUGCCGACCCGGGCCCAUUCACACACCCGCUCCCUCCCUCCUACUUCAGGCCUCGUGGAGGGAGGCGUCCUUGCGGUAGGAGAGCCGCGAGGUGUGAAAGCCUCGAGACGAGACGGCGCGCAAAAGGGCCACGGGCUGUGUUUAGCGCCGAGCCCGUUCCCGCCCCAGCUGCCGCCGCGUCACUGAGGGGCUGUCCCAAGCCUGUCUCCACGGUGCACACGGCGUGUCCACAGACUGAAGGAAGAAAGCCACUGCUGGGACCCCUAACCCCAUACGAAAGCCGAGGGCGGUGACGUGUCUGGUCGGGGCGGGGCCCACGGGCGGUUCCCGCUCCCCGAGAACAGAUGGAGAUGAAGGCGCAUGGCCCUGAAGGUGCACACGGGGGGCACGGGGCACAGGGCCCGCCCUCCCGCCCGCUGUGUCCAAGCCCAGCCGGGCGUCCCCGCCCCCCCGCCCUGACCAGCCCUAUGGACCCUUCCACGCCGGCAGGUGCUAUAAACGGCGACUUGAAAGACGUUCCCUUCCUCCACCCGCAAGUCUUUUUGCUUCUUUGUUUCUCUCUUCAGGGCCGCACCCGAGGCAUACACA